This is a messenger RNA of Exophiala aquamarina CBS 119918, 1608 nucleotides long. RefSeq lists its product as uncharacterized. The record is from RefSeq and is a predicted model, not a curated record. The coding region runs from base 1 to 1608 and encodes 535 amino acids. Gene Ontology annotation, molecular function: GTPase activator activity. The transcript has 3 exons. Gene Ontology annotation, cellular component: nuclear pore; cytoplasm. Gene Ontology annotation, biological process: intracellular transport. Lineage: Eukaryota; Fungi; Ascomycota; Eurotiomycetes; Chaetothyriales; Herpotrichiellaceae.
AUGUCAGACCAGACCGGGCAUGGAAAGCCUCUUGAUACUUCAGCUUCCUCAAACGAUACCCUAGUGCGCGAUCAAUCGCCCCAGGCAGGAAGUUCUGAUGGCGAAGGUGGGGAAAGAAGUGCACGCGAGAAACUCAAGAAAACCUCGAUCGCUGGCCUUGUUCAAAAGGUGAAGGAAACCCAAGGCGAAGGCAAAGACGCCGGCUUUGUUGUCCAGAUCGAAUCGAGCGAUCCACCUACAGAGAAUGGAAGUAGAGGCCGGCCGUCCAAGAAACGGUCGUUUGAAGAUCUACAGCAUGAUGACUCUGGGCUCGGCGUCGAAAAUGGUGGUCCUCCCCUUCCCAAGAAAGGUCUACAUAAGAGAAUGAGGUCAAGGGAGAUUACUGGUGAUGAUGCUAUUCAAACCUUUGACAAAGACGACGUUACAAGUCCCGUGCAGGAGGAGAACGAUAUUGAGGCAGAAAAAUCCCCUGGUGGUCCUGGAGUUCUCGUUGAAGCCCCUUCGCAGCAGGAUUUGGACGAGGCGGCCGGUGCAGUAGCAUCGUCCACAUCCAUCAUUGAGAAGCCGAGUGCUCCACCACCCAACAAGGCACCCGAGAUCGCAUCGUCCUCCGGGUUUGCGAAUGCCUCUGCCACUUCGCCAUUCGGCAGCCUCGUGUCUCCCAAAUCUCCUCCGCAACCUGCACAGUCGAUCUCUUCUCCAGAUAACUCAACCUCCAACUCAGCAUUUGCAUCCUCCGGGUUGUCUGCAUUUGCGUCGUCGGAAAAGUCUCCUUUUGGAAUGGCAGGGUCCACCGCGAAGGCUGCAUCUGGAGGUUUCGGCUCGGCUGCCAGUGGUUUCGGCGGCACGUCCCCCUUCGCGACUAAACCCCUGUCAGGCUUUGGCUCAGGUGGCGGUUUUGGAAGUGGCGGCGGUUUUGGGAGCGGAUUCAGCAGCACUCCAAAGCCUUUCGGGAGCGGCACUGGCUCUUUCGCUGGACCAGGUGGAAUAACUGGUACAUUUGGAAAGCCAAAGCCUUUUGGAGCAUCCAAGGAGGAUGAGGAUGACAACAGUCAGCAUGACGAAGAUGGCACCGAUCACCAUCAGACGGAAGAUGAUGCCCACCGGGACCCCAGGUUCAAAGAACGAGAACACAUUGAAACUGGAGAGGAGGAAGAGGAGACGAUAUUCAGCUGCCGAGCGAAGCUGUACCACUUCGAAAAGGAAUGGAAAGAACGCGGAACAGGCGUGUUCAAAAUCAAUGUGCGAUACGAGACCCGAUCCACACCCGUCACCGGAAGUGCAGCAACCAAGGCGGAGCAGGAAGAGAGCAAAGACAAUUCCGAAGCUGAUCUCGCAGCUGAUCUCGAAGCCGGUGAGGCGCUCGAACAAGAACGCAAAGCCCGCCUUAUCAUGCGGACGGAUGGGGUCCACCGCGUUGUGCUCAAUACUCCCGUCUUUAAGGAUAUGAACGUGGGAACACAUGAUGGACAAGAGCCGUCGGGCAGGACAAUGUUUCUCACAGGGUUGGAAGACGGUAAACCGAUAGGUUACCAGAUCAAGGCUGGCAAAGAAGACUUUCUGAAGGAGAUCUACCACACAAUCAGAGAGCUACAGGAAGAGCUGUGA